Molecule: messenger RNA, 3386 nt
Organism: Ruditapes philippinarum (Manila clam)
Lineage: Eukaryota; Metazoa; Mollusca; Bivalvia; Venerida; Veneridae
Exons: 9
Coding region: 806-2881 (691 amino acids)
Biological process (GO): response to oxygen levels; cyclic nucleotide biosynthetic process
Cellular component (GO): guanylate cyclase complex, soluble
Molecular function (GO): guanylate cyclase activity
Source: RefSeq, a predicted model, not a curated record
GACAUUUAUUCAAAUCCACAAGACAAAUCUCAAUCUGAUUUAAGGCAGCUCCUAUAAAUAACGCUACGCUACAUGUACACAACUGAACAGAGUUUGCAAUUUUCUAGUAAGACUUCAGAUGGUUGCCCUAGGAUUAUUUCUGGCAUGUGUGAUCAACAUUGACCAAUCGGUCUUUAGUAAACCACAUUAAGUUGGAUAGCUUACUCAAUAGCUGCAGUGCAAAAUGUUCAACAUUAGAAGUCACAUUAUAUAGGUAAAAAAUGGAAAAGCAUACAUUUUUGAAAUCACAAGCUAAAAUCAAAAAGUAAAUUACUCCUAAACUUCCACUAACGGAAGCCCUGAUAGCUUCCUCUCAUGUUAAUUCUACGGUUCUUAGUUGGAUUCGAACCCGUAACAGUGAAUGGUAAGUUAUUGUAAUUCAACGACUUGAACCUCUCGGCCGCUGCUGAAAAUAUUUCUGCUUCAUACAGCACCCAAAAUCGAUAUUGAUAACUGCAUUUUUUUUCUUUGGAAUAGCUAGAUAUAGGGACCGGAUGGUGUAAAAAUCAUUCAUACUAAUUCAUGGUGGAAUUAGUGAAUCAACUUUUGAAAACCACCAUUAUUUUGCAAAAAUAAGCGUCACAUUUUUAAAUUAAAAACAUAAGAUAAAAUAGUAGUAAAUACUGUAUAAUUGUAUCAAGAAUUUGUCUCAAAUCAAGUAUAUGUAUCAAGUCCUUUAGGGUAUGCAUCAAAUCCUUAAAUAUAUGAAGCAAGUCCUUCAGUAUAUGUAUCAAUGCUUUAGUAUAUUUAUCAAGUCCUCGUGUAUAUGUAUCAAAUUCUUAGGUGUAUGUAUCAAUUCUUUAAGUAUAUGUUUAAGAUUAUGAACACAAGCCUUAACCAGUGGCAGACAACGCGAUUUUCUGUGUUCACUCGUCCAUCUCGGGUUGAAGUCAAUACACAAAAGGACCUCGAAGAUAUGCUUUCCAAACUGGACGAAACACCAGUCAGACCAGAUGAUGUCCAGACUGAGCAGAGAAAAAUGUAUGCAAACAGGAAAAAGUUCUUGGAACUGGCACUUCCUUGUGCUAUCUUGGCAAUACUGAGCCUCGUUUACAGUUUGAUAUACCUGGUCGACGCUGGACAGGGUAUGGUCACUGGUAUCCAGACUAGGAAUUAUCUAACAGGACUUGGAACACUUGAUAACUGCAUGGCUGUCCUAUUGCACGAGCAUAACAAACGAAUAUCGUUACCAGAAAAAAAGUCAGACCGGUUGUCGAGCGAUUAUCACCGAACCGAUGAAAAACUGCACGAAGUGCUCGAUACAAACACACUUGUCGAAUGGAAAUUAAUAAGUCAAAUUACUGACUGGAGAAGUAAAGAUAUUCAUGAAGUGGUCGCAGAGUCAGAGUUUUAUAUGCACUUUGCUUCAGAUUUAAGUGCAGUGAUUUUUCAGCGAGGGUUCGAAUUAGAUGAAGUGCGAAAAUGGAAAUCACUUUAUAAAUAUAUGUCCUCGUUCAAGAAGGCGUUUCAGGUGAAAAUCCUGCGAAACAUUUUAAUACUAUUAGAGACAAGGUCUCAACGUUUCAAAAUAGACACAAACGCGGAGAAAACCCUAAAUUUUGUAUCAAAGUUCAAAAAUGUGCUAUGUGAGACGGACGAGGAUUCAGGCAGCGCGUGUUCCUACUCUUGCACAUACGACCUGUUCUGUUACUUACAUUCACAUUCUAUGAAUUUUAGCAUGAACGAAACAUGUUGGAAUAGCACUGUUAAAUACGAGACUUCCUCUCUGAAACACCUGUCUGCGGUAAUACGGGGAAAGCAAAUCAAGUUGAUGGAAGACAUACUCAGCAGCUGCAAAAAGACUAUUGCAAUUUCCGCCAUUUUGUUUUGUUUGUUGCUCAUAUUCAUCGGAACGACAGCGGCGUGUGUAUCUAUUUUUAUCUUCAUAUUUCGCGAGCAAAUACAAAUUGCGGUUGUCGUGUCGGACAUUUUGAAAGGUGUGACGUCACGUGUGGAUAAACAACGUGAAUCUACUGACCAAGUAGUUACUCGGAUUAUACCAAGAACUCUCGUGCGAAAGGUGAAUGUGGAUAACCAUAGCAACAUGAUCCCAUACGAAGCACCGGACACCACCAUUUUCAUGGUCAGUAUUGCAGGCUAUACAAAGUUCUUCAGCAUGUUCACUGCGCCGCAGACGAUACAUAUCCUUACGUUGGUCAUGGAGCUAUUGGACGAGAGGAUGGAACAGUACAACGUGUUUCCGGUUGCAAGAAUGGGUCAAUACCUCCUGGUUCUGUCAGAUUCGGAGGUCAAGAAGCAGGUGCGGAACGCAUGUGAGAUAGCCAACUUGGCUAUAGAUAUAAUGACGUGUUGUAGUGAUCUAGAAAUUGGCCGACACUCUCAAUCUAAACUUCAGAUGAAACUUGCCAUUCACACAGGACCAUGCUACGGACGACUGGUUGUUCACAACGGUACCGUGCAGCUGAAAAUAGUUGGCACUACUCUCACAGUACUCAGACAAAUUCACAAGGCAGCAAUUCCUAAUAUGAUACAAGUAAGUGAAACGACACAAAAACUACUAGCAGCAUGCGAUUGUUACAGUCUGCACUACAGAGGCAACCUUAAAAUACCGGAUAUGUCGAAAUAUUACAAAAUAUACUGGUUGAAUGGUCGGCGGGUAUCUUCAGCACUAAGUAUGGAGGAUUGUUGUUCCAGGAUGGGGUCUUGGAUAGAGUUAGAGAGAAAACCCUUAUACCGACUUGAUGAAAAUGACGGAACCUACGAGCCACUAAAUAAAACAACAUGUCGGCGGUACUCCCAGAUGAGCGUCGGGUCGUACUAUCCCACAGUAUGCUUUAACAAUAGCUCUUAUGUAGGCGAUUCCGACGGCUCUCCUAUCUAAAUAUCCUUCUAGAUCCCAAACAAAGAUAACAUCCACGGCUUAAAUCCACGGUACUUUCAGAUAACCUACACAAUACUGAGAACACAGAGAUAACUUCCACCGUGACGGUAAUUCUCAAAAAUAACUUUUACGGCACUUCUAAUACAAAUAUAACUUUAACGGCACAUCUCAAAGAUAUCUUUCACGGCAUUUGUACACAAAGAUAACUUUCACGGCAAUUAUCAAAAGAUAACUUCCAAGUCACUACGUUGAACGAAAAUAAUGAUCCAAUGGACCUUAAUAGCUUAUAGGCUGUAAGACAAAGAAUAUUUGUCGCAGAAUUAUAGACAUCAAAAGGGAUGACUAUUGUUUUCGGAACAUUUUCAUUGUACACAUUUCGACUGUCUCAAAUAUCAGCAAAAGUGGAUGACAAUGAUAUAAGAACUCGUGCUUUGCUUUAAGAAUGUGAUAUUUCUUAUCGUGAUUUUACUUCUGUUUUAAAAAUAUAUUUAUCUCAGACUGAAAU